GACCGUGUGAGUGGCCUGACAGAGGGGUGUGUGAUCCGUUGACUUGGGAAACUGAAACUAGUAUUUUGUAAUCUGUCUUCCUUCAAAAUAUAUGUGAUAUAACAUUACUUCACUUCUAAUUAUAAAUUGAAGCGUAGAAUACCAGUCCAACUAAUCAAUUUAAUAAUUUACCGCAACGUACAAACUAACCAAGCUAGCCAGCGAGCUAGCUAGCAAAACAGACAGUCAGCACCAGAAAGCAGGUCCCAAUGCGGCUAAAAGACCCGUUUUUUCUGAAAACCGCCGACAUGACGAAGCGGACGAACAAACCGAAAAAACCUCGUGGAGAGGAAUCAUCCGACGAAGUCAGUGGGUUGACUUGCCAGCAUGUCAGCAAGGCAGUGGACCUGAGCUCGGUGAAGAAGGCUGUCAUGCAGGGCCUGUGGUCUGUCUGCGCCGAGUGCCUGCGGGAGAGGACUGUGCACGACGGGGACGCCACGGGGUCCUUCGACAUCCUCCUGUGUCUCAAGUGUGGCUUCCAGGGCUGCAACCAAUCAGAAGGUCAACAUGCCACUAAACAUCAGCAGGCUUUGCACCCAGAAUCCCACUGUAUCACCGUGAGCCUCAGCACGUGGAGGGCCUGGUGCUUUGAAUGUAAUGAGGAACUGUCCACUCACUGCAAUAAGAAGGUCCUGGCUCAGACUCUGGACUUCCUACAGAAACACUCAACGAAGACAACCUCAGGAGCGACGUCCAAAAUAAUCAGACUUCGAGAGGAGCCCACAGAAUGUACGGACACCCUGAAGGGAAGGAGCCCGGUCAACAGUACUCUUGUCCCAGUCAAAGGCAUCAACAACCUGGGGAACACCUGCUUCUUCAACGCAGUCAUGCAGAACCUGUCGCAGACGCACGUGCUGAACGACCUCAUUCUGGAGAUGAAGGAGAAGGGACACAGGCUGAAGAUCUGCCCCUCACCGGAGACCAGCCUGGAAACGCUAACAGUCAUCCUGCCCAGCCCAGAGCCUCUCACCUCAGCUAUGUUCCUGUUCCUGCAAAGCAUGAAGGAUGCUGGGAAGGGUCCUGUUUCGCCCAAAGUACUUUUCAGCCAGCUCUGUCAGAAGGCCCCCCGGUUUAAGGGCUAUCAGCAGCAGGACAGCCAGGAGCUGCUGCACUAUUUGCUGGACUCCAUGAGGGUGGAGGAGACCAAGCGUAUCAAAGCAGGUAUCCUAAAAUCGUUCAACAAUCCGACUGAGAAGACGGCCGAUGAGGAGACCAAACGCCAAGUGAAAGCGUACGGGAAAGAGGGGGUGAAGAUGAACUUUGUGGACCGGAUCUUUGUGGGAGAGUUUACCAACACUAUUAUGUGUGAGGAAUGUGAGCAUAUUUCAACAGUGAAGGAAGCGUUCAUUGACAUCUCUCUACCCAUCAUAGAGGAGAGGAUUUCCAAGCCUAUGAACCCAGGAAGAACCAGCAAAAGUAAUCGUGAACUGGACACAUUGAUCUCCCAUAGCAAUGACACACAUUCUGCACAGCUGUCACAUGGCAACAAGAACAGCAGGAAACCGGGAGUACAGGGUGGGGUGAAGCAGCAGGCCAGGAGGCCCUCUGGGGGCCCGGAGGACAGAGGAGGAGGGGACUGCGUCUCCAGCCGGGCUGAGGAGGAGUGCAGCGGAGCGGGGCGCGGCGUGGGGGGGUACAGGGACACGGCGCUGGGCAGCCAAUCGGAGGGCAGCGAGAAAGACUCGGGGCCGCAGGACAGCAGCAACGACGCGGACAGCGAGGCGUCGGAGAGCGAGAGCGUCCCGCGCCCCGCCCCCUCCCCUGCCCCCGCCCCCUCCGGCAGGCCCCACCAGGGCGGCGCCGUGGAGCAGCUGGUCAGCGCCGUGUCCAAGCUCAGCCUGGUCCACGCCCCCGGGGAGCCGCCGCCCGCCGGCCACGCCCACACCCAUGGCCGCGCGGAGGAGCAGGCCGACGCCCCGCGCGAGCGCCACCACCAGGGGGCGUUCCAGGCCCUGUCCCACAGCUACACGCCCAGCUCUAAAGAGUGCUCUGUGCAGUCCUGCCUGCACCAGUUCACCUCCGUGGAGCUGCUGAUGGGGAACAACAAGCUGCUGUGUGAGAGCUGCACGGAGAGGAGGCAGAGAGCGCGGAGGGGCGGGGCAUCAGAGAAGAAGACGGAGAAGGUGUACACCAGUGCGCGAAAGCAGAUGCUGAUCUCCACACUGCCCCCAGUGGUGACUUUGCAUCUCAAACGCUUCCACCAGGCUGGAAUGAAUCUGCGGAAAGUGAAUCGACAUGUAGAUUUUCCCCUCGUUCUGGACCUCUCCCCCUUCUGCUCGGCUACUUGCAAGAACAUGGUGUCGGGCGAGCGGGUGCCGUACAGCCUGUACGGCAUCGUGGAGCACAGCGGGUCCAUGCGCGGUGGGCACUACGCCGCCUACGUCAAGAUCCGGCCGCCACAACGGAGGGCGGAGUCGCGCAGGCACCUGUCAGGUUCGAGGGAGAGCAUCGCAGCCCCACCCGGUCAGUGGGUGUACGUGAGUGACACCACCGUCCAAAUGGUACCAGAGUCCAGGGUCCUCAACUCUCAGGCCUACCUGCUCUUCUACGAGGAGCUGCAGUAACUUCCUUCUCCUGAAAAGGUUGGGGGUGUGCACAUCAAAGCAUGAUGCCGUGCAUGCUGGGAUUUCCAGUCCUCCCCCUGCCCCCCACUCCUACAACGGAGCAAUAUUAGGCGCAUGUAUGUGCAUUUCUCUCAUUAAUUAUGAGCCGUUGCGGUUGCUUCUUCAUAACACCGAAAGCAGCAUACUGUAUAUGGAAGAAGAAAAAAAACAAUAGCAGAGGAAACUUUUGUAAAGUUUAUUUAUAUUUUACAGUCUGAAGUGCUAAAUAUGAACAUUAUAAUAUUUUUUGUAGAAAGUACGCGUGCGUGUUUAUUUUUUUAAGUGUGAAUGCCAAAGAUUUAGUGAGCAGAAGAGUGAGAGAAAAGAAGAACAUCCAUAAGAAGAGUGUUAUGAGUCCAGUGCCAAACGGACUGUGUUCUGAUCCGGGUCUGACCUGGUUCUGACCCUGUUCUGAGGAUGAAAUGGGAGGCCAGACUGUGUCCAGCUGUAGGUCUGUUACAGGUGCUAGGCUGCGUUCACAGUGCACCUGAAGAUGGUUUGGUUCUGCUGCUCUGCCUGUUCUACGGUCAAAACCACAUAGAAUGCAGAUGGCACUGCUGUAGUGAGCACUCUUGCUGGAAGCUUCUUAUGAACACAGUUGUUAAUGAACCAGAGAUUAUAAAUACAAGGCACCAUAUGUGGUCUUCAGAUGUAUUUGAAUAACUAGUAGUAGCUGCACAUUGCAUUUAUUUUAUUAGCAACACCAGCAAUAAAGAUGCUAGGCGGCAUCUCUGAUUGCUUUGUGAAAUCUACAGUACAAGCAUUCACGUUUGCUCUUGGACUAGUGCAUCUAUUACCAAUAACAACAAUAAGAGUGUUAUAGCCUGCUAGUAAGGCUAAUUUUAGAUUAGCCUUAUAUUGAGCACUACACAGGGUUAUUCAUCCUUUAUGUUAAAUGGAUAUGUAAUUCUAAAUGCCUGAGCCUAAAAACUGUUCAUCCAGGUGAUAUAUAGAUCAGUGUAUGCUGUAAGCCAGUCCCAAACUUGAUCAUCCUGGAGCCCCAUAAAAUGACCAAUCAAAUGAUUGACUUUGGAAAGCUUACCCUACAUCAACCACAGGCUGGUAUGAAGUGGCUGUUUAAUGCAUUAGUGCAUGGAAGCAUGUCUGAAUCAUGUCAUAUCAUGGAUCUGUACAAGAUGCACGUAUUUAAUAAUUACAGCCUUCAUACUAUUGUUUUGUUUUAUGAACAUCUAAAAUCUAUAUCAUUGACAAAAUAUGAAAUUAGAACAGAAUAUUCUGAAAAGGAAGUAAUUGUCCAUUUUGCUGAGGACUUGUCCUGAGACUUCAUGGGAGGAUUCCAUUUUGUAUUCCACUCUCUAUGGUGAUCACAUAAAAUAAAAGAGAAUCAUGUUCUUCAGAUGUUAUACCCAAGUACACAGUAAAGGUGUGGUGUUCAAAUACAGCCCUGGACAAUGAGGGUCAUAUCUUCUGUCCCUAAGUGAAAUGUUUUCCUGUGGUGUCACGUACAAAUGAACUGCCAUUUGUGUCCAUGGUUAGUCGGGUAAUUGAGUGGCCCAUCCCUGCUGUAAGUCACACGUGUGUCCUAGCACAGUCUGGAGCAGGUUUCUGAAAUGGCACAGUGUGUGUGGAGCGGUGCGUGUGAAGGUAGCCCCAGAGCCCCUGCGUCCUGAGAGCAGAGAAUGGACAUGGAGGAAUCCCAUCCGCUCAUGCAAGGACUGAAUGCCCUCUCAGUGACUUUAGCCAAGGCUGUCUCUCUUUCUUAGCUUUUUAAUUUCCUUUUUUUUGUUCAACGUGUUCCUUUAGUGCAAAGACCGAGGACAGAGUCAGGGAUCAAUCUGAACCUUGAUCUAUCAGAAUGAAACAUGCAUUUUUAUCCCUGGAAAAAAAUGACAAAAAUGUGUUGCAUUCUUGGUUUUGCUUUGAAUUCCUUUAAAAGUCACUCUUCAAAAAUGAAAUUACAUGCAGUGUCAUAAGUAGAUAUAGAAUAAUAGUUUUCUAUUAUUCUGUUGCUUAUCUGUUGCACUUUUUAAAAUGGAAAAUUAUCCACCAGUGGUAUAGAUUAUUGGAUAAAAGAAAUGGUUCAAGAAUUUUGCAUAUUUUUUCUAGAGCAGCAUGUCAUAGAAUUCAACAUCAGCAUCAUAUUUUAAUAUGACAGAAAAUGUUAUUUAUGUAUUUAAUAAAUAAUUAUGGUUUGCAGAAGUCAACAUUUAUCUUCAACAAAACAUGUUUGAAAGUGUUUGCUCUCUAAUCACAAUGAUACUGUUCAAUAUAAUUGAAAACAGAGACUUGUUAGCCUGCAGCUAAUUACUGAAGUAUUCAGUGUUGCUGACCUCAUUGAUUUCUGAUGAAGAAGCUUCUUUAGUGUACUGUGAAAAAGAAGGUUUUUAAGAUUACUUCUGUUUGAACUGUCAAACGGUUCUACGUGUGAAUACAUAAGUCAAAGGUUAGGAUGGCUGAUCUGACCUAAGACAUCAAAUUAAACCUAGAAUGCUUCAACCUACUAAGGUAGGAGUUUGGCUCAAUUUAUUUUUAGGGGAAAUGUCACAAUUAUAAAUAAAUUACAUAUCCUGUCAAUGAAAGCAAUUAUAUUAAAAGCAAUUAUAUUUAGCAAUUAUAUUACAAGUGUGAAAUAUGCACCACAACUAUGGUACCUUACUCGCCUCUGGCCUAUCCUGACCCAAACGGUUUCUGGUUGAAUAUGUAAUUAUAAAUUUGAAGAGUGAUCUUUGUGUUCUAAUUUUAGGAUAAGUUAAAAAAAAUAUUAAGAUAUUAAUUUUUUAAAAUAAAGAAUGUAAGGACUACAGUGUGUGAGAA
Anguilla anguilla (European eel) is the source of this 5417-nucleotide messenger RNA. It is a transcript of the gene usp45, whose product is annotated as ubiquitin specific peptidase 45. The transcript has 18 exons. NCBI's taxonomy places the organism in Eukaryota, Metazoa, Chordata, Actinopteri, Anguilliformes, Anguillidae. Gene Ontology annotation, biological process: protein deubiquitination. The record is from RefSeq and is a predicted model, not a curated record. Bases 249 to 2603 code for a protein of 784 amino acids. Gene Ontology annotation, molecular function: zinc ion binding; cysteine-type deubiquitinase activity.